GCCCCUGACCUGGAGCUGCUCAGGGCUGGGUUACCCCAUCUCUGGCCUGUGUGCACCAGGUGCCACAGCAGUGUGACAGCCCCUCACCAUCAAGUGUGUCACGUCUGCUGCCUGCCCAAGGAAGGACCACAGGAACUGGUGUCAAGCCCCAGGGUGCAGCCAGGGCACGGCUGAGCAGGUCACAAGUGCCAAGAGGGAAGUGAGUCACUCACCUGGGAGCCAGCCCCACGCCCUCUUUCCUGUCAGAGCCUCUUCCCAGACAGGAGCACACACACACACGGCUCAGCCCUGCUGGUCUCUCCCCUUGCAGCACAGUCCUGGUGGGCUGGGGCCUGUGACUGAGCUGGAGCAGGUGCUCUGUGCCCCCAAGGAUCAUCAGAAGCAGAGACACUCUGAGGAAAAAGCCUUAAGGACUCUCCAGACUUUUGCUGCGCCUAAUUGCCUUUCCUCUACAGCCUAUUUUAUUUCUCAUUUCCUUGGUGAUGUCAACAUUUCCUCUCCUCUAGUGACUCUGCAGUCAUGCUACAGUUGCUCCCAUUCUGGUGCCCUGCUCUAAAGAGCUGCCAGUGCAGAGACUGUCCAGCCCCAGGGCAGGGAAAAUAACAUCUGGGAGACAUCCAAGCAUCCUCAGUGAAACCCUCUCUGCUGCUAAGGCUGAAGAUGGACCUAUUGUGCUGAAUUUUUUUCAACUCUGGUAAGAAGAAAACUGUGUCAGGAAACUGAGCUUCAGACGUGGCCACUCAGCACCAUGAUGUCUGGAAAAGGCAAAGGAGGUGCAGAAGGCAGUGCUGAUUCCUACAUUCCAUGCCACAUAGACUCUGAGUUCCGCUACAGCCUCUUCACUGUUUUCUACAGCAUUAUUUUCAUUCUAGGCUUUGUUGCCAACUGCUACGUUCUCUGGAUUUUCAGCCGUAUUUACCCCACCAAGAAACUCAAUGAAAUCAAGAUUUUCAUGGUGAACCUGACAGUAGCUGACUUGCUCUUCUUAAUUACAAUGCCAAUGUGGAUUGUUUACUACCACAACCAUGGAGACUGGAUCAUGCCUGAGUUCCUCUGUAACGUGGCUGGCUGGUUUUUUUUUGUUAAUACCUACACUUCUGUUGCCUUUCUGAUGGUCAUCACAUACAACCGUUACCAAGCUGUGACUAAUCCUAUUAAAGCUGCUCAGCUGACCACCCAGAGAAGAGGGAUCUACUUAUCAGCAGCUAUCUGGAUCAUAAUAGUGGGCAGCUCUUUGUAUUAUCUUUUUGACAAUAAUACUAUUCCAGAGGAGGUGGACUCCAAGAAUUUCACGCGGUGCUUUGAGCGCUACGACACCACGGGCGGUGUUUCAGCUGUUCUUGCCAUUCAUGUCAUCAUCUGCAUCCUCUUCUACAUCAUUUUCCUUUUAAUACUAGGCUGGAACGUUGUCAUCAUCAGGACCCUGUUCUCCAAGUCAGUGCGCCCACGGAAGAGCGCUCACGUCAAGCAGAGGGCCCUGUGGAUGGUGUGCACGGUGCUGGCCGUGUUCAUCAUCAGCUUUGUGCCCCACCACAUCGUGCACCUGCCCUGGACCCUGACUGUCCUGGAGCAGUGGCAGAAGGAGAACUGUCAGCUGCGCCAGCAGCUCAACGACGCUCACCAGGUGACUUUGUGCCUCUUGAGCACCAACUGUGUGCUGGACCCGAUCAUCUACUGCUUCCUCACCAAGAAGUUCCAGAAGCACGUUUCAGAAAACCUGAAAAGCAUGAGAGGGAGCCGCAAAUGCUCCAGGCAAACGACUGAUACAAUCAUUGAGGGCACUGUUCACCAAGAGGAUGGCGUCAGGAUCUGUUAGGGCCACUUGGUGUUUUCUGAUUGCACAUGGAGAGGUGGGAAUUAUUCACUCAUCUUUUCUCAAGAAGAGGUACCAAGGGACACAACAGAGGACCAGGAUUUUACAUUUUCUUUUUCCCAUUAGACAGAAGAAUGGAUGCUCAGUUCUUCUGUCACAUGCAAAGGGCAGAACUGGAACCUGCAGUAAUUUGGCAGCAAAGCUCCUUGUGUCCAGGCUGGUGUUCUCAUGGGCACUGAGAACAGCUCAGAUGACUGCUUUAACAUGAAAAAAAAUGUGUCACUGAGCCUCUGCAGUGAGCAGCUAGAAGCUGAGUGUACCAAAAUUACCCACUGUGUCAGUCCAGACAGCACCAACCUGCUCCUCUGCCUGCCCAGCUCUCACAGUGGAUCCAGUAUCAGAGCUGUGAGGGACUUCUGAAAUACCUGGAAGAACACAUGGAGCUCUGAGUGCCAUCAGGGGGCUCUUCUAAGCAGCUUACAUGGUCUGGUGAAGAGAGUCUGAGCUAAUGAAGCUCCUGAGUGGCUGUAAGGGACACAGUCCAUGGAAUUCCUCAGCUGCUGUCAAAGAGAUCUGCACCUCUGAUCCCUUCAUUCCUUCUUAGCAGCUCACACGGUCUGCUGCGAUCCAAACAGAUGUCUGGGAGCAGCUAUUAUGAAUCUUUACUUGCAAAUCUUGGGUCAGCAAAGUAGGGAAGGGAAGGAAAGGAAGAGAAAUUGGCAGUCCCUAGCUUACCUCCCCCCUCCCUCCACCAGAUCAGCAUUAUUGCCAAAGGACACUAUGGUCUGCCCUGGCUUCCUGUGUGAAAGCAGAACUGGCCAGCCAGUGGCCUGUGCACUCAGUUCAGUAAUUUCUGACUGACUGCAGACAACCAGUCUUGCUCAGGAGGCUCCAGAUAACAGAGGGCUACUGUCAGCAUGGGCAUUACGAUAAGGAAAAAAAAAAAAAGCUUAAAAUGCUUCUGUAUCUUUCUACUUAUUUAUUUAAUUUAGGAUUAGAGCCAUUACAUUAUUUUUUCCUCCAUCCUGUUGAAGCUGACUAGUUCUUGAUCUACAGCAAGUGAAGUGUUAGGUCAGGACACUUGACAGAGAAAUAAUUCACACACUCCAUGCCCAGGGCAAAGUGGUUUUCCAUGGGUGCUGAGUUCUGUUACCAGUCAUGAGACACUUGGGGUUCCUUUUCUAACCCAAAUUGCUCAAUCUGGCACAGGAAAUUGGGCAGGGAAGGGAACUUACUUGUUUUCACAACAGUUGUUGGUUCCCUAAAUGUCCUGGUCUGUUGAUGACAGGAGCAGGGUAUCUGACCUGUGACACCAAUUGUUCAUGUGCAGGACAGCAGCCCUCCCAUACCUGCCUAAGAAGAGGAGAGAUAAACUCAAGCCUUUCCAAAGACAGGACCAAUAUUUGUACUGCUUUGCCAGCGGAGACACAGGUCCUUCAGAUGUAUCCUCUGGAGCUCCCCAGGCAGCUUUUGUCCCUCUUUGUUCCAGUAAGGAAAAGAAUUAAGAUGUUUAUUUUUCUAAGGCCAUUGCCAGGGCCAGCCCUGCACUCCAGGCCCAGUGCCAGAGUCUGAUCACAAUAAGAGUGCAUCUCCCUCCUAGUCCUGGGCUCUGCUCCAGUAAUAGCCACCCAAAAUAAACAUUUGCCAGUACCUUAUGCUCCUCAGACACCUUCAAAGAUGCACUCUGAAUCUGCAGAGCCACAGCAUGCAGCAAGGGAGCAAUUUUUGUAAUUUGAAAAUGAGAAUCUGCCUCUAUUUCUGCACUGUUCUGUGAGCACAUUUUGGAUGAGGAGCUCUCACAGCUGGCAGAGGGGAGGACCUGCCUUCCCCCUUGGCUCCCAGCAAUAGUGGAGCUCUCAUUUCACAGACCCUAAAGCCCUGAUGGAUGGAGCUUGGCAACUCUCGGAGGAAAUGGAAAAUAUUUUUACAUGGAAAGCUGGCAUGAUCUUCCACUGGUUCUUGGAAAGCUUGUGGGAGUUUACAGUUCAGGUCUUUACCACGGGUACGUAACAGCCUUUAUUCCACAGCAAGCACUGUGGGCUCAGGGAACAAACAUAAACUUGCAUCUGAGGAAAAGGAUAAGCAGAGAGAAAAGCCCCAGGGCCACUUCAGGAGAUGUUAUGCUAAUUAUUCUGUAAAAAUGCAUUUCUAAAAUACAGGCUAAGCUGCUACUUCUGUUCCUGGAAAUACUUUCUUGGUCUUACUGCAAUGUUGCAUUACUCUGCUUUACCUUGCGAUGAAAUGGAUCCUCAAAAGAUCUUUUAAAUAAAGUGCGUUCCCCAAGUGUUUUUUUGCCCUUUAA
This is a messenger RNA of Melospiza melodia melodia, 4115 nucleotides long. It is a transcript of the gene PTAFR, whose product is annotated as platelet activating factor receptor. Gene Ontology annotation, molecular function: platelet activating factor receptor activity; G protein-coupled purinergic nucleotide receptor activity. Gene Ontology annotation, cellular component: membrane. The transcript has 3 exons. Lineage: Eukaryota; Metazoa; Chordata; Aves; Passeriformes; Passerellidae. The record is from RefSeq and is a predicted model, not a curated record. The coding region runs from base 749 to 1816 and encodes 355 amino acids. Gene Ontology annotation, biological process: G protein-coupled receptor signaling pathway; chemotaxis.